Zingiber officinale is the source of this 420-nucleotide messenger RNA. Its product is annotated as agamous-like MADS-box protein MADS3. The transcript is spliced from 3 exons. Gene Ontology annotation, molecular function: DNA-binding transcription factor activity, RNA polymerase II-specific; protein dimerization activity; RNA polymerase II cis-regulatory region sequence-specific DNA binding. Lineage: Eukaryota; Viridiplantae; Streptophyta; Magnoliopsida; Zingiberales; Zingiberaceae. Gene Ontology annotation, biological process: positive regulation of transcription by RNA polymerase II. The coding region runs from base 1 to 420 and encodes 139 amino acids. The record is from RefSeq and is a predicted model, not a curated record.
AUGGGGCGGGGGAGGGUUGAGGUGAGGAGAAUAGAGAACAAGAUCAAUAGGCAGGUGACCUUCUCCAAGAGGAAGGUCGGGUUGCUGAAGAAGGCCUACGAGCUCUCUGUUCUGUGCGACGUCGAACUCUCCCUCAUCAUCUUCUCCAGCCGCGGCAAGCUCUUCGACUUCUCCACCGCCUCCAUGUUUUUCCAAGAAAGACCCCCUUCCAUCUCCUAUCAGCCACUGCCCUCAUCUUCCUUUUGUUCCGCUGCUUUUUUGAUCUUGAAUGCUUUUGGAAUAAUAGCAUUUGCAUUCAGGGGACACAAUCUUGCUUUAGAAAUCCAGGUUAUACAAGCCGAACAAAUCGACCCUGCUCGAUUUGGGUUCGAUCUGGCUUCCGAGUAUUUUAUGGCUUCAUCUCGUUCUUCAUUGGAGUAG